Molecule: messenger RNA, 1925 nt
Organism: Mizuhopecten yessoensis (Yesso scallop)
Lineage: Eukaryota; Metazoa; Mollusca; Bivalvia; Pectinida; Pectinidae
Exons: 1
Coding region: 112-1152 (346 amino acids)
Molecular function (GO): protein binding
Source: RefSeq, a predicted model, not a curated record
CUGUAAGGAACCAGUGACGGCAGUAUUAUCGGACUGACCAAGACUCCACGACAGGAAAUCGUUGUCGAACAUUACCUUGAAUUGUGUGGGGUUGUUUUUCCAAAACGAGACAUGAAGUUAAGUAUAACGUUGAUUGCGUUAUGUCUUGUCCCAAUGGUAUGGGGACAGAUACUGAACCAGGGUGGCGAUACGCUACAAGUCCAUAGCAAAGCAAUACUGGACUUACAGUUAAGGUUAUCUACUGUAGAACAUCUGCGCAAUGAAGACGCACUGCGCAUCGCUGAUCUUUCGAAACAGCAACAAAUUGACAAACGACGUAUUGCCGACCUUGAGAAACAACAUCAAAUUGACGACAACCGUAUUUCUGACUUUGUCAACAAAAGAGAUGAGGACAAUCGAACUAUAGCUGACCUUGAGAAAAAGCGACAAGAUGACCAUCAACGUAUUGCUGACCUUGAGAAACAGCAACGUGUUUUUCAACGCCGUAUUGCCUACCUGGAAAAGAACCCCAGAGUUGGUGAUCAACGUCGUUUAACCUACCCUCAGAAACAGGAACCUCGUAGAAACUUGGCCCCCAGUCAAAAAAUUGCCUUUAACUCGUUUACCAACAGAACAACCCGCAUGGUCGAUGGAAGACGCAUGGCUAGCGUUAGGAAAACGAGAAGUUUUGGACUCAAUCCCAGAGAUUCUGCGUUACCAAGUCCAACGUUGGAAACAAGCAACCAAGGCAUUAAAAAACGUGUUUCCUCAGACAACGGACGUUUGGUCGCUUUUUAUGCUGUCCUAACGCACAGUUACACGGAGGUGGCUAAACUUAUGGAAAUACAUUUCGACCAAGUGGUCACCAAUCUUGGUGGUUCUUACAGUGGAAACACGGGUACUUUCACGUGUACACAUGCGGGCGUGUAUGUGUUCUCGUGGACAGUACACGUGAAUCCUCGGUAUAUGUACACGGAACUAGUCAAAAACGGUAACGUGAUUGGGAAUGCGUUCUCUGGAGAUUCCCAGUUCAGCGGAAUCGGAGGAGGAUCCGUGGUUGUGCAGCUGGACCAAGGAGACGAAGUUUGGGUCCGACUAGGUGAACAUACAUCUGGAACUCAAAUUUUCGUCCAUACGCGUACGACAAUGUUUUCCGGAUUUCUUCUCCAAUAGCAAUGAUUUCUGGAUUUACUUACCAGUAGCCACAUACAGCACGUAUCUCAGAUGUUAACCUAUCACAUGUGAGUGUAGAGAAGACGAAAUAUACCAAUUACUUUGUUUUCAUGUUUUGUGUGAUUUAUAAAAACGAGGACAAGGUAGCCAACCUUUGUGUUGUUCUUAAUUUAGUAUGCGACAAGAUAAACUUGUUUGUACUUUAUAUUUGUAUUUAGAUAUGAAACGCUAUUUUAUCAUAGUGAUAUUUCUCUGUCUCCUUUUGUCUCUAUCACUCUGUCUAUCAGUCUCUUUAUAUCUCUACUCGUUGUACCCAUCAUGUCAUGUAAAAACGGUGUCUGCAAAUGAUUGGACCGUUUAAGAGUGCCAUUAUCUGUCAUUUAAAUGUCAUUACCCUGAACCGAUAGCAUGUCAUCCCAUCUGGUCACAUUAUACUGACAGAGAGAUAAAAAAAUAUAUAUAUAUAUAUAAAACGAACAGGAGAUAAAGAAAAGAAAUAAAGGGGUUCAAAAGUGCUGCAUGAUGGACAACAGCUCGUUUUGGUUUUGCAAUAAAAAACAUGAUUUAUCGCGUUAUGAUAAUGCCCGAUUACAGAUUAGCUACAUACAAACCCCGAAACCUGUCAAGUUUACCGUUACGUUGCCGCGCGGUUAUUUUGAUUUUCAGUAAAAACAUCAGACAAGUCUACUCGUAUCAGCCGCUAGGAGUCGUGUAAAGAGCUUUUGAUUUUGUCAAACAAAAACAAACAAAUGGCCCAGAUGGCCUGUAUCGCU